CUUCUCCAAAACCAGCUCCACCUCAACUUCUCGCUUUCUCUCUUCACCUUUAUCUCACCUUUACACAAUUGCAUCUCAUAAGUCCGUCUAACACAUACCGAAGCUGCACACACCCAACCCUCGUUGCCAUCCAACGUUUGCAUACUUAUACACCUACGACCAACACUACCACCACCACCACCGCCGCCGCCUGCUCAGUGACGCCUUCGAUAAACUAUGUCCGCACACAACGCGCCAUCACCACAGCAAUUCAACAUGACCUCACUCGGAAAGAAGGACGAGACAGAGGACAAUGGCUCCCGAUCCUCGACAUCCUCUACAGCGCCCGUUCAUCAGGCCAACGGCACCACCACUGUUGCCUCCAUCACCAACUCUAACUCUAACCCUGAAUCUGAGGACCGUGACCCUCUCAAACAGAGCCUUCACGAGUCCUUCCCCCAGCUCUUUGUCCUCCCCCACCUGCUGAAGAAGAAUGCUUGGAUCCUCUUGGCGGUGACCUCCGUCGUCAUGAUCGUCUACAUUUGGCUGUACAUUGGUGCUCUUUGGUCGCCUGUGACUCGCGUCAAGAACGUCGAGAUCAUCCUCUACAACGCCGACGCUGGAUUCGACUACUCCCAGACACCUCCUCAACUCGCACAAUUGUUCCAGACCAUCACCCACAACUCUUCGCUUGGAUCCAUGAUCGAGGGCCAGAUCAUGAACCCCGAGGGCCAGCUCAGCCAUGUUGUAUCUUGGGUCGACAAGACUCAGGAGCCUGGCUGGGAUCGCGACUCCUUGGUCGAUCAUGUCGAGAAAGGAAAGUCCUGGGGCCUUCUCUACAUUCCCGCCAAUUUUUCCAACAACUUUUUAUCCUAUGCCCCUUCCACCACCGCUGGUCCUGCCACCACGGAUUCAUUGAAGGUCGUUGAUAUCGAGUACGUUUUUGACCAAGGACGCGCCUACGGCACGCACUCGAUCAUCGAAAAGUACAUAUCCAAGUCUCUCGAUGUGUUGACCAAGGGGUUUGAGAAGAGUCUUCUCACAUCGCCCGCCAACCAGACCUUGCUCCAAAAUAUGCAUCCGGUCCUCUGGGUCCAGGCAAUCCACUUGACUGAGACAAUCAUGAACCCCGUCCUGAUCUAUGGCCAGAACUUUGCCACCUACGUCGUUUUCAUUGUCCUCUACAUUGGAUCUAUGCUUGCAGUCUACAGUAUCUGCAAGUAUCUCCCCAACACCAUCGAGACCGUUGGAGUCUUGACCUUUGGCUCCGAAGAAAACAUCAGCGCCGACAAGAAGACUGCCCAGAUCCCCAAGUUUCCCGCCCUCCGCAUUGUCUUGGCACGUAACACUGUCGCACUGAUGUUUUCCCUCGUUCAUACCAUCUUCAUCUGGAUGGUUCCUCAGGUUUUGGACGGCCACCAGAUGUCUUCACACUUCAACGCUGGUAUUGCCUUUGCGUUUAUCUGGUUCGUCGGCAUGUCCUUCAUCUCGACUCUUUUCUUGCUCUCGCACCUUUUAACCGUCGAUGGCUUCCAAGUCCCCGCAACCAUGUUCAUGAUUCUCAUGUUCACAUCCUCGGGUGGUAUUUUGGAUUGGGUUCUGAUGCCUGGAUUCUUCCGCGUCGGCACUGUUUUCCCCUUCACCUAUGCCGUCAAGGGCUUGAAGGCCAUUUACUUUGGAAGUCUGAGGGAGCAAAUGUGGAUCAAUUGGUUGGUCAUUCUGGCCUGGAUCCUCAUCCCCGGUCUCAUCACCAUGGCCAUGGCUCGCUCGGAGAUCCGUCUGAGACGCGAGAAAAUGCGUCGCACCGCCAGCGUUCCACCUCAAGUGUAAAAGAAAAAAAGCUCCCCCCCCCCCCCCCAUGAUACUCUAUUUCGGAAAGCAAACAGGGGUCGGCUUUUCCGGCCUUUUAUUUUUGUAGAUAUAUACCUACCCUUGCAUAGCAUACAGCAUAUCCAGCCUAAUAAUAAUAAUAAUAGUAUAAUUAUCAUCGCC
Molecule: messenger RNA, 1971 nt
Organism: Gamsiella multidivaricata
Lineage: Eukaryota; Fungi; Mortierellomycota; Mortierellomycetes; Mortierellales; Mortierellaceae
Exons: 2
Coding region: 217-1809 (530 amino acids)
Source: RefSeq, a predicted model, not a curated record